Schizophyllum commune H4-8 is the source of this 4134-nucleotide messenger RNA. RefSeq lists its product as uncharacterized. The record is from RefSeq and is a predicted model, not a curated record. Gene Ontology annotation, molecular function: protein kinase activity; ATP binding; FAD binding. The coding region runs from base 97 to 4134 and encodes 1345 amino acids. Gene Ontology annotation, biological process: protein phosphorylation. Lineage: Eukaryota; Fungi; Basidiomycota; Agaricomycetes; Agaricales; Schizophyllaceae. The transcript is spliced from 8 exons.
CUCCCAUUUGGUUCAAUUGCUUCCGCCGCCUCUGCCGUGGCUCCGGACCUUAUCUAAUCUCUCGAUCAGCGACAUGACUCUAGCCCCUCCUCACGGAUGCUAAAUUCGCUACUCAUCCCUUACCCUCUCCCGUCACCACCCCCUUCCCCCUCCAUCAUGAAGGUUAUCGUCAUCGGCGCAGGUAUCGGGGGACUUGCGGCUUCCAUCGCACUUCAGCAAGACGGCCACGAGACCGUGGUGUACGAGCGCGUUACCGAGCUGCGGCCAGUAGGCGCUGCAAUCUCGGUUUGGUCGAACGGUGUGAAGGUGCUGGCAAAGUAUGGCCUGCUCGACCGCGUCAAGCGGGUCUCGGGGCUGAUGGAGCGCAUGGCCUAUCGGCAAUGGGACAAUGGGGACGUCUACUGCGACUUUGAUCUCAAUCCCCUCUACGAGGAGGCGAAGAUGCGCGCCUACCCCAUCGCGCGAUCCGAGCUGCAGGCGAUGCUAUUGGACGCCAACAAGCCCGCGCCGGUGCACCUCGCGAAGGCCGCCGUUUCGUACGAAACGACCCCGGACGGCGUGAGGGUCCACUUCCACGACGGGACGUCUGACACGGGCGACUUUCUCGUCAUCUCGGACGGCACGCACUCGAAGCUGCGCAACCAGAUUGCAGGUACCAGCAUCGUGCGCGACUACGUCGGAUACGUCAACUUCAACGGGGCGAUUGAGAAGGCGAAGCUCGGUCACCUCCUACCCGCUGAUACCUGGACCCAAUUUGUCGGCGAAGGCAAGCGCGUGUCCUUCAUGCCCAUGUCCGACACCCAUUUCUACUUCUUCCUCGAUGUAACUACACCCCCUGGCACCACCCCCACGGACCCCGCGCAAUUCAAGCCCUACCUCGCCGAGUACUUCAAUGGCUGGGCACAGGCCGUACAGACGCUCAUCACCGAGAUGGACGUGAGCCGCGUGGCGCGCGUGGAGAUCCACGACACGCAGAGGCUGCCGACGCUAGUGGAUCGGGAGGGCGGGAGGGCGUUGCUCAUCGGUGAUGCGGCACACGCGACGUGCCCGGAUAUUGGGCAGGGAGGGUGUCAGGCAUUGGAGGACACCUUUGUUGUGCAGCGAUUGCUAAGGAAGCAUGGUAUCACUGGGACCGCGCCGCCUCCGACGACGGAGCAGCUCCGCAAGGUGCUUGACGACUACGACGCAGCGCGUGGGGAUAGGACAGCUAUCCUGGUUCAGCGCGCGCGCCAGCGAUCGAAUAUCACGCACCGCCUCGGGGAUCCGAAAGAAACGGAUGAGUGGUAUGAGGAGUUGAAGCGGGAAGAUGGGAAGGGGAUUAUUAAUGGGAUUCUGAAGACAGUCUUUAGCGCGCCGAAGGAGUUGGAUGAUUCACUCCGUUCACCAUCGAGCCUCGUCUUUACCACUCCAGCAAAGAUCCUUCGUCUUCCUCGCGUCGCAGCUUACUCGUGGCAAAGCCCGUACUCCUCCUCGAUAGCCGCCGCCACCGCCCUUCAAGCCAACUCGCCACUCACCGCGAUGUCUGCGUAUUCGGACUUCAUCAUCCCCUGCUCGACAAAGGAGUUCUACGGGUUGUACUUGCGAGGAUGGGUACGUGUGCCCGACGAUGUCAUUGACCGCGUCCUCGACUGGAUGGUCAGCGACGCGACGUGGUCGCUCGGGGGCAACGUCUUCGCCGCCUUUCCCGGCGCGCAGUGCUUUGGCAAGGACACGUCACUCGACGAGAUCUGGAACGGAAUGAAGCAGUUGUUCACCGAUAUUGUCGACGCUGCGGAGACUGUGUUGCCGGAGAACUUCAAGUCGAGCGAGAGGACUGCGGUGUUCGAGUGCAACCGGGAGAGCCAGACGUUCGCGCACAAUGAUAGGAACGGGCCAAAUCGUCUGGAUGGCUAUACCGUGUUGAAGGACAAGAGCCCGCACGAGGGGGUUGCGGGCGCGGCGAUCGACAGCGAGAUCCUCGGCAAAGACAAAAGCGAGUGGGCCUCGGACAUAGGGAUCUCGGCGUUUUGGAACGAUGGCGACGACAAAGCUGAGAAUGAGAUUCAGAGUAUCGGUGUGGCCAGCCAUAUCUUGAAUUAUGACCGCCGCCGCGUGUCCCAUGUCGCCAUAACCAUUGAGAACACGAAAGCGCGCCUCUGGUACCACAACCGAUCAUACUCCGCGGUGACGCCUACGUUCGAUAUCAACGAGAACCCCGAAGAGCUCAUUCAAUUCGUCCUCUUCGCCACCUAUGCAGACACACACCAACUCGGCCUCGAUCCCGGCAUCGCGCGCGUCGUCGACGCCAACGAGCAACUCCAAUUUCAGUACAGCAUCCGCCCGCGUCCCACCAGCGACGAGGUCGUCAUCUAUCAGACCACUGGCGUCCGCGCCGAAUGCCCGGGCGACCUUUACGACAAGAAUAUCCUCGUCUGCACAGCCAAGCCCGCAGAUCGUUUGGGCGACGGCCUCUCCAUCCGCUCCGACGAGCCAGAGUACGUCCUCCGCGACACGCACCUAACACCUACGCGGCCGAGCGAGUUGACGGUGCAGCGUGAGUUGAUGGAGGCAGUGGACCUGAUCGCGGAGAGCGACGAGGAGGUCGAGUCGAUGAGGAGGAUGCUGGUGAACAUUGUGGCGGACGUAGCGGCACCGUUCAACGUGCAACAUAGGCUACCGACGGGGACGGUCAUGAAGAAGCUGAGGCGGGAGAGGUGGUUGACGGUGUACUCGGAGCGGUGCAAGGAUUUGUACGAGGUCGAGGACCCGGUGUUGUACUUUCGGGCGCUGGCGGAGGUCAUGCGCUUCCUGCACCUUUUGUUCCGCACUGGUCGUAUCCACCACGACAUCAGCCCGGGCAAUAUCCUGGUGUAUCGGGAUCCGUUGACUCUGCAAUGGGUCGUCAAGGUUAUCGACUUUGAAUUCAUGAAGCGCUACGACGAGCAUGGUCCCUGGCAUGGGCAGACGGGCACCGACUUCUACAUGGCCAUCGAGCUUCAGCGCGGCAAGCACAUGUUCCUGCCUACCAAUGCGCCCAAGUCCCUCCUCGCAGCCAACCACUUCUGUGCCAACUUCAACCACGACAUCGAGUCCGUCCUUUGGAUGGCGCUCGAAUUCGCCCUUCAGCACGUCGACCAGCGCGUCGUCUCCAACUACGAGCGCGGCCAUGGGCCCGCCAACAAGCUGAAGGCGCAGUCUAACCUCAGCGAGAAGGUCUUCGUCGAGGUGGCCACGGGCUCUGACUUGCGCCGGAGGCUGAUGCUGGGCGGCAAGUCGGAGUUGUUCACCCUGAGGAUGUUCCUUGCCAAUGCGUAUGGCCUCGACUCGCCCAUGGUGAAGCUGGUCGAUAUGAUCAGGGCCAUGGGCAAUGCGCACCGUCAUGCUCAGGCCUGGGAUAUCGACGAGGAGCUCGAGGCUGGGAAACCGAGGAACGAGGUCCGGCACAAGCGACUGGCGAAGGAGAACUUCGACGAGGACGUCUACCGCACGUUCGAGGAAGUCUUCGCUCGCAUAAGCGAGUACUAUGCGGAGAAGGAGGACCAGCUUGUGGAGCUUGACCGGGUGGACCUCGACGUGCUGAGAGGGGAGAAGGAUGGAGAGGUCAUCAAGGGCUCUGGCAAGCAGGGGGAGCCGCAGUCGGCGCCGUCAACGACUGACAGCGAGACGGAGGUCAAGCUCGAGCUCGUGGAAGAUACACCGCCGCAGGAAAUGGAGAUGAAAGCCGAGCCAGUGGAGACCGCCUUAACGGAGGAACCGGAGGUGAAGGUCGAACUCGGAACGGACAUCAUGUUGGAGGGGCCGGAUGUCAAGGUCGAGCUUGAGGAAGACACGUUGCCCGGGGAGAUAGAGGUCAAGGCAGAGCCUGAAGAGGAGCCCCUACCAAAGGCGAGGAUGGCCCCAACAGCGCUGAAGCGCCGAGCGACGGAUGAGCUGGACGAGUCGAUCGACACGAAGAGGCCGCGAGUGUCCUUGCCCAGGAUUGAGGCGCUGGACAUUCCGCUAGAAGCCUUCAGGGCUUACACGGAGGGACGAGCGAGGGAAACGCAAGUAUUCGAAGGCGGGAUGUUGCAAGGUAUCGACGGACCGGAGGCGAAUAUGUUGCUGCCGAUCGUCCGGCCUGCGAUGGGAAAGCCGCGAGUCGUAGGGUGUGCAUAG